AUGUACGCCUGCAUCUACGCGUCCGGCGAUCGGGCAGCUACGGCGGCGUGGCGCGAGGUGGCCUCCGCCGCGCACCGCCACCUCUACGACCACUUCGACUCGGCGCCCGGCGUCCUCCUCGGCAACACACUCCACUUCCUGGUUCGUUACAGCAUUGGCAUCAUCAAGUUCGACCUGAUCACGCAGGCACUGUCUGUGGUUGACCUGCCAUACACAUUAAGAUGUCAAGACAGCGCGCUCAUCACCACGGACGAAGGUGGUAUAGGGCUCGCCACCAUGGAUAGUAAGUACAAGCUCUACCUGUGGUCAAGUGAGGCUGCUGGUUCCAUCAGGGAUGCGGGAUUCGUUCUCACCAGAGUCAUUGAUCUUGAGAAGCUGCUCCCCGCCGCCGCGCUCCGCGCCUCGCCUCAUGUGACCUGUUUUGCGGAUGGUGCCAGAGUCGUUUUCAUGUGGACGUUUGACGGGUUGUACAGUAUAGGUAUGAAGACUGAGCAGAUCAGAAGGGUGCCCGGCUGCUACGCUUUCGAUGUUGUUCCUUACUCGAGCUUCUACAUUCCAGGUAGGCAGCAAUGGGAGCUGCCUCGUCUACAGGUGACGACGGACCAACCAACCAAGGGCUAG
Panicum virgatum (switchgrass) is the source of this 621-nucleotide messenger RNA. RefSeq lists its product as uncharacterized. The transcript is spliced from 2 exons. Lineage: Eukaryota; Viridiplantae; Streptophyta; Magnoliopsida; Poales; Poaceae. The record is from RefSeq and is a predicted model, not a curated record. The coding region runs from base 1 to 621 and encodes 206 amino acids.